Pisolithus orientalis is the source of this 3832-nucleotide messenger RNA. RefSeq lists its product as uncharacterized. Gene Ontology annotation, molecular function: protein binding. Lineage: Eukaryota; Fungi; Basidiomycota; Agaricomycetes; Boletales; Pisolithaceae. The coding region runs from base 1 to 3438 and encodes 1145 amino acids. The record is from RefSeq and is a predicted model, not a curated record. The transcript is spliced from 14 exons.
AUGACGAUGGAUGCGAGACGGAUUGAAAUCGUAUCUCCUGAGAGUGAUGCACAUGCAGUCACCUUUGCGGACGAAAAUCAGGUCAUAGGAGGAUACGCCAACGGUGAAAUUCGGCGAUGGAAGAUUGAAGAUGGACAACAACAGGGUCCAACCAUGGAAGCGGGUGGCCUUAUCGAGUCCAUCGUCGUUUCCCAGGAUGGCCGGUGGAUGGUGUCUGGAGACCGCGGAGGGAAGGCAAUCGUCUGGAAUGCGCCCACUCAUGCAAAAGUGCGCGAGCUCACAGAACACGGGCACAUGGUAAUGGGGGUCGAUAACCCGAGCGACUGUACUAAAUUUGCCUCUGCGGGGCACUACGACGCCCGGAUGUUCAGCAUAACUUCCGGUGAACGACUCCUUCGUCCCCUUCGCCCGCACGGUGGGACCAUUGGUCUCAAGUUCUCCCCAGAUGGCAGUCGGUUGGCUAUCGCCUCGCACUGUUACGGUUUCUGUGUCUACGGCACUCACAACGGCAACAUCUUGUUCGAUUCAGACGGACAGGGCUCAACUGGUGCAUGGCCGGUCACCCCGUUGGCCUGGUCGUCCGAUGGUCAGCGACUGUUCAUUGCGAGCAUAGGUAAAAUCACCUGUCUCGACCUAUCCAAGCUGUCGUCUUCAGAAUGGUCGAUCCAUGAAAACCAAUCUGGGGUAUCUAUAAUCGGUAGUAUUAUCUCACACACUUCACAGGUCAAAUGUGUUGCUCUCUCACCAAGUGGAGGGUAUCUCGCAUGUGGAAAUGGUAGGAACAUCACAAUCCACAUUCUCGGAGAUGUCCUUUCCUUUAAGUAUGUUGACCAUGGUCUUCCGCUCGUAAGAGUGAGUAAUGAGACCCUUGAGUCAUGGAUACAGGACGACCCGGCGAAAACCGAAACUCUGCUCUCAGAGGAGGUCACGAGCUCCUCGAUUCCUAGACACUACGUGCUAGCAAACCGUGCUCUUAUAAGAGCACGUUUGAAACAUUUGGCAUCUGCGAUAGAGGAUGCCGAGGAAUCACUCCAGGUUCAGCCAUCAUCUAUCGGCUACGUCGCCAUGGCGAUUGCUCUACUUGGUCAGGGUGACCGAGAGGGCGCACUGUGCACAUUUGCCCUUGCCUUCUAUGAUUGUGAGCUUCGCGACAACAGAUUUCUCUUACUACUGAAGUUUAUCCUUGUGUUUGAAUCAGGAUAUCAGGACGAGGCGAUUACACGCGUAGAACACCUUGUGACGAGAGCAAACAAGGACGACGAUAACGACGCAACCUACCUUUUCACCCAGGCAAGUGCUUUGCGAUGCACACUUGUCCUUGGAGUUAUGUACAUGAAGGGAGGAAACUACAGGCGUGCCAUACCAUUGAUCGAGCGUGCGAAGAUCUUAGCUCCCAAGGACAAAGAAUGUCCUCUGUUAGUGACGAUCUCCCUCAUAUUUGGGUGGAGUUUCAAUGGACUGAACCUUGCUACCCAGCAACGCUUAUGUGAAAACCUCUAUGCUGAAGAACAUACAGCUGAAGCCGUAGAGAUUCUCCUCAAUAUCAUCAAGUCAUCAGGCAAGGAAAUCCAGGCGAACAAGGCAACUGCAGACUGGGACUUCACCAAAAAGUGCACUGCAACACUUGAGUACUCUACUGCAUUGUCCCUCAGUCCUUCGAGUCCUGUAGGUUUGUUUAUCAAGCGGAGCAGAGCUCGAGCGGCACAAGGGUUAUGGGAGGAUGCACUGCAGGAUGCGAACGAGGCAGUAAAAGUGGACCCCUCCAGCCCUUGGGGCUACGAGGCCAAGCACGUGGCGCUUCAUGGAGCGAAACGGUAUGACGAAGCUAUCGAUGCUUUCAGGUCAAUGUUGCAAGUGAUCGAACAGUCCCAUGACGCAACCAUCAGAGAGCUGCGCAAGAACUACAUUUCUCCAUCCGAGACUAUUGCGGCCAUUGAUACCGUCACUGGCGAGAUCCUUAUGAAUUGCCCACUCGUCGUCAUCGAUGCUGAUCCGUCGUUCAAAGAGCUUGUUUCAUCCAUGACGACAGAAAUGGACAACGAGCGGAUCCUACGAGUGGUCUCCAGUUUUUUUGGAUACGUCAUGUUCUCGCACGUAUGGCAGGGGAACGAGCCGUCGUUCCAGGACGUCAAUAAAGUUGAAUCCAAAUCCGUUUGGAACCUUCCGAAGACGCCCCUGAAUGAGAAGUUGUGCAAUUUCUGCAAGGAGACGCGCAGGCUUGGUUACAAUUGGGCAUGGUCGGAUACGUGUUGCAUCGACAAGUUCACAAGCUCCGUCCUUAAUCAAUCUCUUACAUCUAUGUACAAGUGGUAUGCAGAUUCAGCAGCCACGCUCGUAUUCCUUGCCCACAUACCACAUCCAUCCAAGCCUGGAGACCUUGCGCGCAGUCGAUGGAUGACACGAGCAUGGACUUUGCAAGAGCUUCUCUCGCCGAAAGUGAUCUUUUUCUAUGAUUCCGAAUGGAAACCAUACCUUGGCAAUACUAGCGCCAACCAUAAGGAAUCCUCGGAGAUCAUGCAAGAGCUUGCAGACGCUAUCAAGGUUUCCCGCGGAACAAUUGUUUCGUUCUCCCCAGGCGAUCUUGGGGUACGCGAAAAACUUUGUCUCGCUUCGAUGCGCAAUGCGACGGUCGAGGAAGACGUCGCGUACUCUCUCAUCGGCAUAUUCGAGUCCGAUAUCAGGCCUCACUGCGGAGAGAGAUCAGACGCUCUUGGUCAUCUACUGGAGGAGAUUGUGGCUCGCACCGGCGAGGUCACCGUUCUUGCGUGGUCAGGGAAAUCGUCGUCAUACAACAGUUGUCUUCCGGCUUCCAUUUCCGUCUACAGCCAAACUCCUUACAAAUCCCCGUCACUCGAAGGGGGAGAAAUGGAAACGUGCAUCACGGAAUUGCGUGGCAAGUUGCCCCAGCAAGAAGCCCUGAAAAUCUAUCAUCAAAUCACCUUCCUUCCUCCCGCCCAAGACUUAGUAUACAGCGGCUACGCACAGGUAAUGAGAAGCUAUGCCGUGCCAGGGUAUCCUUCGCUUGGAAACGUGGAGUUUACGACUGCAGAUGAUCUCCCGCUGCACGAGCCACAGAAAUUGGUCUUCGUGCAUCCGUGGAUUGAUCAUAUCCGGGGUCCAAGUAGUGGGGUUACCUGGGAAGAUGACCCGGAGUCUGAUAUCAACUCUGACCCGGGUUCGGAUCGCGGCGCUGGAUUGGAUGGGGUUGCGCCGCCUUCACCGUUACAUGCUGUUCCCAUGCCUCAGGUUGAUGACUAUACCCGGGCACUACAAAUGAUUACUCGCAUUGGACAGCCUUUUAAUGCGUUGCUUCCUGUGCAGCAGUCGAAUGGAACGUACAAGAGAGUCGCAGCCGAGAACGAGAUUGUUGUCCCGGGACUCGGAACCAACAUCCCGUCCUCCAAGUACAUUCAGGCAAAAGUGCUGGAAAUUCUUUGACGUAUGUUCGGGUUCACUACUGGCUUUUAAAGUGUCUGUCUUCCUCUUUUAUUGGUCAUUUCUUUCUGUUUGUAUUUCUCGUGCUGUCCUCGUUGGUUUGCUCGCUACAUGGAGACGGAGAUAGAGCCUCGGGGAGCCUGAGUGUUGGAAAUAACAUAUUAGUUCCGACCAUCUACACCGCCGCUUCGGCAAAGGGUCGACACAGACCUGUGUGAGAAAAUAUUGGAACACCAUUGUUGCGAUGUUGGAUUGAGGUCAACAAACUAGUGUGUAGUCAACGUUACAAUAUCCACGUGUACGUAGUGUAGGAGACCAUAGGUUAAAAUUCCAUACUGUCAACAUAGUUUCAACAUAGACCAGUCUGUAAUAAACUUAGGUUUAAUGUACACUGAAG